AUGGAAACUCUACGUAAGUCCACAGAGCCUCCUCACGGCUUAGUGUCAUUCGGGAAUUCACUGCUAACAAUGAAUUUUGGGAACUUGAUGCCGGAUGAUAUCCUUUUUGUUUGCGACUCCAUUCUACGGUCGGCGUUCCGUGACUCGCUCGGCAACGUGGCUGGAGAUAAGUAUGUCUACAAAAAUUCGAACUUUUAUGGUAUCAAUCUCAUUCUAAAAGGUCUAGCCUUCUCCUCAGCUUUUAUGACUGUUUUGUAG
This is a messenger RNA of Strongylus vulgaris, 258 nucleotides long. The record is from the annotation of a GenBank genome assembly. Lineage: Eukaryota; Metazoa; Nematoda; Chromadorea; Rhabditida; Strongylidae.